Molecule: messenger RNA, 6619 nt
Organism: Mizuhopecten yessoensis (Yesso scallop)
Lineage: Eukaryota; Metazoa; Mollusca; Bivalvia; Pectinida; Pectinidae
Product: cyclic AMP-dependent transcription factor ATF-6 beta-like
Exons: 14
Coding region: 97-2007 (636 amino acids)
Biological process (GO): regulation of transcription by RNA polymerase II; endoplasmic reticulum unfolded protein response
Cellular component (GO): nucleus
Molecular function (GO): RNA polymerase II cis-regulatory region sequence-specific DNA binding; DNA-binding transcription factor activity, RNA polymerase II-specific
Source: RefSeq, a predicted model, not a curated record
GGGAAAUAGAAUAAUCUACACGCGAGAAGAAAAAUGUCGUCAGGAAAAAACCUAUAUUAUUGUUGAUAGGCCUACUUCCUUUUGUUUUAUAAAAACAUGAGUUUGAAUAUGGUCUCGGAAGUGGACAGGAGGUUCUACUCCAACAAUCUGCUUUCAAAUGAAGAUUUAGAGUCUGACAUGGACUUGUCAGAAAUACUGGGAAUGGAUGCAGCACUUAAUCCAGAAGACUUGGUCCGCAAUUUCCCUGAUGACUUUCCAACACUGACCCUGGACGCCAUAAAUAACGACACAUUUGCAGUGUUUCCCGAUUCAGUUAACAUAUUCAGUGAUGAUUUGCAGCAGGAGUUCAGUGACAGCUCCGACAGUGGAAUUAGUGGUGUGACAGUGCAAUAUGAAAAUCAACCGUCACCAGACCUUUUGAUCAAGCAGGAACCUCCGUCUCCAGCUUCGUCCCUGUCCUCAGAGGGCUCUGACGGGACAGUAUCACAGUCACAUAAAACAUACACAGCAGAUUUUGACCUGAAGAUAGAAAGUCCACCAUUGUCACCACAGUCCAUGAUCCUAUCAGGGCAGGGUCAUAACAUUACACAGGCGUCCUUCACAUACAUCAACGACCAAUCAGAGCUGGGGUCACAGGUCAUCAUCAAUGCACCAACACAACCUUGUAGCACUGUGCUGACUGGGUUUGAUACAUCUAUCAAUAUAAACUCAAUUCUAAAUUCCAAAGUCAAGAUCCAACCGAAACCACUAUCAACAGAUAAAACUACCACUGUACAAAAACCAGCUUUCCCAAACACAGAACCUGGGAAACCAUUAGUGCUUACACCUGAGGAAUUUAAGAGGCUUACUUCCCAAGGAGUUCUUAAAUUCCAGCCGCCCUGUACAAACCAGAAAAACAAGGCGGAGAUUCCCAAAGUUACAACCACAGUUAUCUCCCCUCCUCAAAUCAAGAUGGCUGGGAGUCCAAUAGUGCAGGUGGACCACGAGAUGAAAAAUGUGAAAAGACAGCAGAGGAUGAUAAAAAACAGAGAAUCUGCCAGUUUGUCAAGGAAACGCAAAAAAGAAUAUCUACAGACAUUGGAGGAACAACUAAGUGAUUAUGAUCAACAGAAUCAAAAACUGCAGCAAGAAAAUGAGGAGUUGAGACGAAGACUCUCUACGAUGCAAACAGAGAAUGAGGUACUGAAGAGACGAGGUACUGGAAUGGCCUCCCCUACCAAGAAGAUCUGCCUCAUGGCAGUGUUUGUUUUAUUCUCACUCAAUCUUGGUACAUUUAGUGAUCUGAUAUUUACUCCUCAUAUUACAAGACGUAACUCCAAUCCUAGUCCAGACAUGUUUCCUCACAAGGGAAGACAACUCCUGGCUGUAACAGAAGAAAAAGACACAUAUUCAGUUGGAAGCUUCAUGCCAGAUUAUCCAUUUAGUAGACUAAAAAAAUUCAUGGAAGAAAAUCCUCAACACGCCAAGGAAAUCAACAACGAUACCCUUUAUCAGUUAUACACUUGUCCAUCAUACUUUAACAAAACAGAGUCAAUCAGACUUGCAGACCAGCUCUCUGGAUGGAUGAAACGCCAUGAACAACAGAAAAAGAAGAAACCAAGAAAGCCAGCUAACAAAGGGAGACGACCCAUCACAUCCUCGCACUCACUAAGGGAGCUCCGUCACCUGAGAGAAGAGCAAUAUAGGUCUCGGGAAAACCAGCUACAGCUGUUCCAGAAUGACACUGUGAGAAAUUUCUGGCAGUCCCUUCCGCGACGCAACGACACCUUCUAUGUUCUCUCGUUCAACUCGGAUUACUUCCUGAUACCAGCAGUAGCACACAAUAAAACUAUGAGACCAAGAAUGUCACUAGUGAUGCCAGCAACUAGUCUCAAUGAAACCAUGCAGCCUCCAGCUGGGAACAUUGGCAUGAUGCAGAUCGAUUGUGAAGUCCUCAACACCCAGCUGAUCCAUGUCCACAAGUCCGCUCUACCCAGACAUAACACAUCAGAAUCUUUCUUCCCUUGAUUUACAAUACAUAACUUUCUAUUUAUUGGACUACAAUGUGUGCUCUUGUCCAUGUUUUCUGUAAGUGGAGUACAGGAAUAUAAUGAUCUCAUGUUGUGUGUAAAGAGCAGGGCAAUGUCCUUCUGAUAGAAACUGUUGGUGUUAUAAUGGAGUUUUCAAUACAUUGAGCGAGACUUUUCAAAGAGUUGUUAGAAAAGGAGCAAAGAAACGACUUUUAAGUUGAAAUAAUGGGGUAUUUGUAUUGAGGUAUAUGUAUGCAAUAUCAGGUACCAUUUUUGUUUAAUUUCAAUUUUUCAGCAGGUUUUUUCCCCCAUUACUUACUUAUACAUUUGAAUUCUCCCCUUUAGACAUUACACAGUCUUGUAGAUUGGGUUUUUUUUCAGAUAAUACGUCGGUUUGAAAUAUUAAGGGACUUUUUGUCUGACAUCACUUGAUUAUCUGUAAGUAAGAUAGCUACAUGUUUUGUUGUCUUGGACACCUGAAAUAUAAAUUGUGCAAUAGAACAUGUUCUCCUGGAGUUUAUAAUGAAUAAACAAACAUUCUGAUAGAUCUAUUAUGCAGUUGACAAUUUUGUCAGCAAUACUUUUAUCUAAAAUAGAAAUGUUCACCUUCUUUAAUACGUAAGUGAAUCUCAUAUAAUUCCCUAUGGAAGUGAAUACAAGUAAAUACGAUAUGUGAUUACAGUAAUAACCAGGACAGUAAGGAUUUAAUCUCUCUUCAAUUUCAAAUAAAUGAAAGAAACUUAUUUGUUGUAGUGCGAUUAAAAUGCGAUUAAUAAGUUCUUUUAAUAGGAAAUUUGAAAUACAAAAAGUUCACAGACUUUUUUUACAGUUUAUCUAAAAUGAUGUCAAGCAUAAGAGUUAUCUUUGUAUGAGAUACACUGUAAUUUUGACUAUGAAAAAAGAAAUAGAAUAUUCUCUUUCUUAAUUCUCAACCUCAAAUCAAAUUUGAAAUUGUUAUAAAAAUAUUAAAUAAGAAAUCCAUUAUAUUUUGUGAAGUGUAACUUUUAAAGUUAUAAUCUUAUAUAACUCGCACAAAAUGUCUCAUUCUAUCAUUCAUUCAAAUUAUUUUAAGUCUUUUGUUUACCUUGACAAGUAGAACUGCCAAUAGAUAUAGAAAAUCUGACAAAUAGAAAAUGAACCAGUGAUAUUAGACCAUCCAAUCAGGCGUGCCAUCUCAAAAGUGUUCAUUUUAUAACUAUGGCUGUUCCUUUUCAAAAAGUGUCAUACUUUUCAUAUAUUGAAUUGUUUUUCCAAUGAUUUGAAGAUCGUCUUACAGUUGUUUUGCAUAAUCCUACAUUUUUCAAGGUAUACUAACAAAUGUAAAAAAAAAUCACUUUCACAUUCCAUUGAGUUGUUUUAUGAAGUAAUCAUGGUUUGAUAUGCAGUGUGUUCGGUGAAUGAAAAUCUAUGCUUGGUGCAAAUUCAUUUUAUCAUAUAUUAAAAAUUCUCACACUUUUUUCUGACAUAUUUUCAUUAUUUUGUAUGAUUUCGAUGAAUGAAAGCAUUAUUCAGUUUUAAUUGAUAGGUUUGUAUUGAGUUCGGAGUCAAAUUUCAAAACAUACUCUCCAUGUUGAUGAGGUAAUGAGAACCUGUUACAAAGGUAGGCAUGAUGGCAAAUUCACUUAAACUUUAUUGUGUCCAACAACCAUUAUCUGAGAAAGAAUGUCUCCUGCAGCAGAAAAAUUAAUCGUUACAAACUCUUCAUACAUGCACUUCAAGUCAAGAUUGUGCCUUAUAUGACAAGUAAGCUUGACCAUGUAUUCAGGGCAUGCAUUAAUUACUUAUUGAGAUAGUCCAGAUUUGUUGAGGUAUGCCAAAUAUUUUGCAUACUUGUUCAAAAGUUGUCUUACUAUGUAAGAUUGUUUCUAUUGUAUUAAUGUGUUUUGCAUAGAGACCAUAACAUUUUUCUUGAGUAAAUGAUGACGUUUAGAUUGGUUUUUUUGUAAAGUAGUUAAUUUGUUGUACAAAUGUAUUAUCGUUUAUAUGGUAUAGCAAUCAGUGAUACAAUAUUUGGUGGUAAUAAAUUAUCAAGGUUUGAGAAAAAAUCAUGUUGUCCAAUAUUUGAUUCACAAAAAUUGAUAUAAACAUGAGUACAGGAAAAUGUUGUCUGGAAUAUUUUUUAGGAAAAUAAAAAUCACGAGUCUCUAGCUGAUAUAGGGGAAUUUUGUUGCUGUACAAUUUUGCACAAGUACAAGUUUAAAUUUCACUCAUUUUUUCUAAAAUGAUAAAACUGAAUAAUUUUCAAAUGUAAAAUAUUUGUCAUGAUUAUGAAUGUUAAAAAUUUCGUAACAGCAAGAGACAUAUUUGAGAUUAAUCUUUGGCAAUCAUAUAAUUGAUGUUUUUCUUUUCUAUAAACAUUUCAAAUUGACAAAAAAAUGUCUCGGCACUGCUUUAUAUACCAAAAUAGAAUGUGACAUCACAUAAAAAAUGAUUAGUCGGUCAAAUAACUUUAAAACCCACUAAUUGAUGAUACUUGAGUAUGUUGUGAUUAUAUUCAUUUUCUUUAUAAAAACAGAUGACAAUACCUGAUUAUGUUAGUGGUUCCAGAUGAACUGAAUGAGAUAAACAAAUCUAGCACAUGAAUACCCAAGUUUCAGAGCUACAAUUUUCAUACAAGCAGGUAGUUCAGUUAAAAAGUGUUUGCAAAUGAUUUUUAGAUCCUAAUCAGGAUUAUAAAGAUGUAUAAUGCCAGAAAUUUGCUAUGUAUAUCAAGCAAUUAGUUUAUUGUGAAAAAGCAUUAUUUGGAAAAAGAAUUAUGUAUCACCAUUAUAUCCACCCUUUUUAUAUGGUAGAAUAUAGUUUUUCUAUUCAUGGGGAACACAUGGCAAAGUGCAUUGCCCAAGGCAGCAGGUAUGUGAGUAGUAUCAUAAUUUAUUUAUCAUUUAUUUUUCAUUAUUGAGUAGUUUCCAAUUUAUAUUAAUACUGUAGAUUUUAUCAGAUUCCUAUAUAUUUAUGUUAUUGUUUUGGGUGUUUUACUGGUAGGCUUGGUAGUAUGGAGAUAUGAUGUGGUGUUGACAUGUCAAUUGCAAUGUACAUAGAAGCUGUAUCUAUUUGGAGAAUCAUGUAAAACUUCAUUGCUGUUGGUGCAUGGUUAUGAAUUCUACAUUUCACAGAUGUAUUUAAAACAUUUUAUGCAUCACAAAAAAGUUGUAUCAGAUGAGAAGAUCGACUGUUUAUAAUAUUGAAGUGUUCAGUAUGUUCUGGUCAAAGAAUAUUUUUUAUAUAUGAAGUAACACAUACCCCUCCCCCUCCCCCGAUACUGUUUCAGUACAAAGACUUAAGUCCAAAGUUGACCAAUUUAUUUGUAAACUAUUGUUUAUUGAUGGAGGUCCAGUUAUUUUUGAGUGAAUGAUCUAAUAAGGUAACCUGAUGUAUACAAAUAUAUUAUAAAUGCUGUGACACAAUAUAAAUAACUUACAGAUAAAUGAUUAGUGCUGACCAAUGAUUUUUUUUAUAUAACUCUAUCUGACCACACACCCAAAGACGCCAUUUAUUUAAUUUAUUGUCCAAUGAUAUUGUUAAACUAAUGAGAUAUUAUACAUAUUGUGAUGUUUAUUGGUAGAUUAUGAUUAUUUGAUGAUUAACCCUUUCACCACUAUAGACCAUAAUGGACUUACCCAGAUCAAUGCAUGGUAGAGUUUAUUCAAGUGAGAUUUCCACUUAAAGUGUGAUUUUUUUUUUACAUUAUGUAUACUUUUUAGUCGGAUGAAAUAUUUUCUGGUAUAAUAUCAGUUUCUUGAUUAAUUUCCUCAAUGAGGUGUAAAUAUUUGCAAUAUUUUACAUGUGCCUCUUAUAACAUAUAUAUAUGAAACUAUCUGGGUUGGCUGAUUUGUACUAUCGGUUUGUGAAUGUUGUAAAUACAAUUCAAGUGAUACAGGUGUUGAUGUGGUACUGCUGUAAUUCUCCAACCAAAUGUACAACAAAACAUCUUACUCAUCAAUGUAAUAUUCAGAUAGUUGGCAGUUCAAAUUAAUGAUAGAAUACAAUUUUCUAUUCUAAAAAAAAGGGAAUCUUUUGAUUGCUAAGAAGACCUGUUAAAGAUAUUGAAUUAAAAAAGCAGGAUGUUUGUAUAUUUUAGAAUAAUAUGUAUGUUUGUAGAAACUCUUAAAAACUAAUAGAGGAUUUUUUACUUGUGAUAAAUGGGUGCAAUCUUAGUUGUCAGUUAGUUAUAUAAAAUAAAUAGUAAUUUAUAAAAUUCAGUCAUAAUGUUUUAAGGAGUCGAUUAUUUAAAUAAUUUCCCGUGUUUUACAUAACUCUAUCCGGCACAUUGUAGGUCAAAAAGCAGUAAAUUGUGGAUAAUCCAGUAAGUGACACUACAGGAUCUUACCAUAUUUUAUUAAUAUCUCAUCAAUCAUUUUAAAGCAGACUUCGUAGAAAAUUUGCAUUUGCUAAAACCUUAAUAUGGAGUUAUGGUAAAAAUAUUGUCAUAUUUAUUUCAUUUCCAUUUGGAAGUCAUUGAACCUGAAUGUAUGAGAUGCAUUUAAUGUCACUAUUUAAUGGCACUAAGUGUAGAGUAUAUUAAUCAUGAGCUGAUUUGUUUUUGUUUUGUAAUGUAACAUUUGGGUCAACAUGAGUUGUUAUGACAUGUAAAAUAAACAUUUUUAACUUUU